Helianthus annuus (common sunflower) is the source of this 1406-nucleotide messenger RNA. RefSeq lists its product as uncharacterized. Lineage: Eukaryota; Viridiplantae; Streptophyta; Magnoliopsida; Asterales; Asteraceae. The transcript is spliced from 2 exons. The coding region runs from base 546 to 1406 and encodes 286 amino acids. The record is from RefSeq and is a predicted model, not a curated record.
UUUUUUAUUUUUUUUUUUCUUUUUUCUUUUUUUUACACCAAACUUGUGGUGUAAAAAACUACCCCCUCGGCCGCGGCGUUUAAAAAUUUUUUUUUACGGUUGUGUUUAUAAUACACACAUCUAGUUGUAAAAAAAAAUCAUGGUAAACGGCGACCCGGAUGGUGUGGUUCUCGUGGUUCUUACAACUCGAGGUGGUUCUUAUUUUAGCCCAAUUCUAUAUAUAUAUAUAUAUAUAUAUAUAUAUAUAUAAACACAACCAAAAUUCAUUCAUUUUCAACCAAAACUCUCAAAAACUCUCUAAAAAAAUACAACCAUUUUAUAAAAAACUUGAUGGAUUCUCCUAGUUCUUCAUCCAUGGUAAAUUUUUACUACAACGAGUAUUUUGCGGAUGGCGAUGGUUCGACCGAUGAGGAGCUUGAGCAAGAGGCGGUUACGAGUGCUUGUCAACUAGCGGUGGGAUUGUCAAGCAUUCUCGUCGGCUCCAAGCAGAAAAAAAUAAAAGAGGUUAUAUUGAACGAGACCGACGCGCGGCACACGAUCGUUUGAUGAAAGAUUAUUUUGACGAGGCGCCGACAUUUUCGAACGAAUUUUUUAGGCAUCGUUUCCGAAUGAGUAAGCGGUUGUUUCUACGCAUAGUCGACGACUUGGAAGCCAACUACGAUUAUUUUAAACAAAAACCGGAUGCGAGAGGGGCACUUGGAUUUACCGGUAUCCAAAAGUGUACGUCGGCGUUACGAAUCCUUGCUUAUGGUAACACUACCGACAUCAACGACGAGUAUCUAAAAAUAGCAGAGAAAACAACACGAGACAGCUUGGAGCAUUUUUGUCGCGGUAUAAUUGAUGUGUACGGUGCGCGUUAUCUUAGAACUCCCACAUGGGACGGCCUUCAAAAGAUCUAUGAGGUACAUAAUGCUGAGCAUGGUUUGCCUGGUAUGAUCGGGAGCAUAGAUUGCAUGCAUUGGCGUUGGGAUAACUGCCCGACUGCAUGGCGAGGCCAACACACACGUGGUGACCAAAAAGGACCCACUAUUAUUCUUCAGGCGGUUGCUUCACAUGACCUUUGGGUUUGGUCGGCUUACUUUGGCGUGGUCGGGUCAUGCAAUGAUAUCAAUGUUUUUGAACAAUCUCCGUUGUUAGAGGAGUGGAUUUCUGGCAAAGCUCCAAAAGCGUCGUUUUACGCAAAUGGAAACUACUACCCUCAUGGAUAUUAUUUGAGCGACGGAAUUUGUAACGUUUCGUAUUUCGGUACUUUCCAUUUUUGGCAAUAUGUGUUGAACUUUCCCAAUUUAGACAGUUGUACUCUCGUUGCAUCCUAUUUUGUACUUCGAGACUUGAAUCAUAAUGAAAAAAUGCAUUAUUUUGAUCAUAUGCUUGUUUUAGUACUAUGUUAUGUUAUUGCACAUUAA